This is a messenger RNA of Priapulus caudatus, 1801 nucleotides long. RefSeq names its product methyltransferase-like protein 17, mitochondrial. Gene Ontology annotation, molecular function: structural constituent of ribosome; methyltransferase activity. Gene Ontology annotation, cellular component: mitochondrial small ribosomal subunit. Lineage: Eukaryota; Metazoa; Priapulida; Priapulimorpha; Priapulimorphida; Priapulidae. Gene Ontology annotation, biological process: translation. The record is from RefSeq and is a predicted model, not a curated record.
AAAAGUUCGAUGACCAUCUACCAGGAAAAAUGUCUGCCCCCACGAAAGUUUAUCUUUUUUGUGUCAAUUCAAUGCAUUAUUGCCGAUUACGUAAACUACAACGUAAAAGCAAAAUAUUUUUUAAAGGCAUCGCUAGACACUUCUCGGCCACUAGUCAAGAGCUUGGUGCGGUAGUGUUGACGUUAGAUAGUGCAGCACAGGAACACAUGGUUUAUGGUCAAAGUGGGAUGUUGAACAGUCACCCGGGACAGAUGAGGGUUAAACGUGUGUCUGUUCCCACAAGAUUAGAAAAGGCAUGCGUUGCUAUAGUAAACAAAUAUGGCAUUGGCAAUAUCAUGAAAGAGGCAGAAGGACUCGCACGCUAUCUUCAUGGCAGGCACGCACCUGUGGAAGAAAUGGAACUAAGGCAGAAGGCAAAGGAGGCAGAAUUCAAAGUGCGGACACAGGAUGGCAUUGAUCUAUACCACUUGAACCCAGAAGAGAAACGUCUAGUAGAAAGUCAACGAAAGGGGAAAAUUCUAAACAUUCUAAGGCAGAGUCUAUACCACUGGGAACCUAUUGAAUAUGAUGCAUACAAGGGGAUCCUAUAUAUGUUGUCUAGGCUUGUGCCUGAAUAUGCCAUGUUGACCAGUAUCUUCUCAGAGAUUCAGAGGCGUGACUCUUCAUUCUCUCCUAAGACCCUGUUUGACUUUGGAUCUGGCAUUGGUUCAGUUGCAUGGGCUGCGAAUGCUGCGUGGCCACACCAGAUAGAGGAACACUUUUGUGUGGAUCGUUCUGCUGACAUGAACAUGCUGGCCCGUCUGCUGAUGCAGGGAGGGAUGGAGGACAGGCCAGAGUGCUUUAAGGGUACCUUCUUCAGACAGGUGCUCCCCACGUCCACAAGUCAUUCACAUCUCUCCAGAACAGAUGACAUCAGCCAGCUAAAUAAUGAGCAGCCUAUUAUAUCAAAUUCUGAGACAUAUCAUCCUUCAAAUGCCUCUCAGAUUGGACACGUGUUUUCCCCGUGUCCUCAUGAUGUCACAUGUCCUAGAAGCAUUGAUGGAACAAAUACACCAUGCAACUUUGAGGUUCCAUAUCAGCCUUUAUCGUUAUUCAAGAGAGAUGCCGAGAUUGGUCGAGACAUGGUGAGGUUUAGCUAUGUGGUUCUUACCAAGGGAGCGCGUGUCCAAGAAACAUGGCCACGUAUCGUCCGACCAUCUAUCGUCAGACACCGACAUGUCCACUGUAACCUGUGCACUGCAAGCGGCCAACUGCGGAGAGUUACGAUAACCGCAGGGAAGCACAAGCAUUUGUACCGAUGUGCAAAGAAAAGCGAUUGGGGUGACAGUCUACCUGUAAAGUUAGCAAUUGCACAUGAUGGCAACCAUACUACAGUCGAUGAUAUUAACAAUACCAAGACAGACAGACCUGCAGCAGCUGAUCUUGCCAAUGACACAGGUAGAGGUGGUGAGCAAAGUUGAAGGUCAAGUAAACUAUAACCACGUGGAGCAGCACUUGCAUGAAAAGGAUGCCGUGUUUAAUGAUGAUUGCUAUUGCACAAUCUAUACUAUUGCAAUUGUGUAACCGGUUCAACGCUGUGACUGAAAUAAAUGAACACGAGUAUAGGUCGAGCAUUUUGACAUCAAAAAGAUUCAGUGUAUCACGGUGACCUCUUCGCAGACAUCAUGGAAGUGGUGAUGGCUCAUUCAAGUGUCAAAAAUCUUUUAGUUUAGUGUAUAUGUGAGUAUCGAAACAAUGAUACCAUUGAUCUUUUUUUAAAUAUAAUUACAAGUAGAAUUAAUUAUAAUGGCUGUUACCAUCA